Messenger RNA from Ctenopharyngodon idella (grass carp), 2500 nucleotides. RefSeq names its product interferon-induced GTP-binding protein MxB-like. Gene Ontology annotation, cellular component: nucleus; cytoplasm; microtubule. Gene Ontology annotation, molecular function: GTP binding; microtubule binding; GTPase activity. Gene Ontology annotation, biological process: defense response to virus. Bases 122 to 1987 code for a protein of 621 amino acids. The record is from RefSeq and is a predicted model, not a curated record. The transcript has 12 exons. NCBI's taxonomy places the organism in Eukaryota, Metazoa, Chordata, Actinopteri, Cypriniformes, Xenocyprididae.
CAGUAAAGAAACAGCAUCACUUUGAGACAAUCUUAUCGAAGAGUGCACAAACUGACAGCGUCUAUCAUAUUGACGUGAAAUAUUUUUCUUUGUUAUUUUAACAUUUUGAUCUUAUUUAAGGAUGGAGAAAAUGAGCUACACGUUCAGUCAGCACUAUGAGGAAAAAAUCCGCCCUUGCAUCGACACUAUCGACAAUUUACGGUCUUUGGGAGUCGAAAAGGACCUGGCGUUGCCUGCCAUCGCCGUCAUUGGAGACCAAAGCUCAGGAAAGAGCUCUAUUCUAGAGGCGCUGUCAGGAGUAGCGUUACCCAGGGGUAGCGGAAUUGUUACACGAUGCCCUCUUGAGCUCAAGAUGAUAAGAACUAAAAGCAAAGAAUGGCAUGGGAGAAUCAGUUACAAGAACCAUAAGGAAGACAUUAAACACCCAGCAGAAGUGGAGAAAAUGAUUCUUAAAGCCCAGGAUGAGAUGGCUGGAGCAGGUGUUGGUAUUAGUGAUGAACUCAUCAGUCUGCAGAUCACCUCUGCCAAUGUUCCUGACCUCACUCUCAUCGACCUUCCCGGGAUCGCUCGAGUGGCAGUCAAGGGUCAACCUGAGAAUAUUGGAGAUCAGAUUAAGAGUCUGAUCAAGAAGUUUGUUACAAAGCAAGAAACCAUUAACCUGGUUGUGGUGCCAUGCAAUGUUGACAUCGCGACCACAGAAGCAUUGCAGAUGGCUCAGGAGGAGGACCCUGAGGGCGAAAGGACUUUAGGCAUCUUAACAAAGCCAGACCUGGUGGAUAAAGGCACUGAAGGGACAGUGGUAGACAUUGUGCACAACGAGUUCUUUCCCCUUGCUAAAGGCUACAUGAUUGUAAAGUGCAGGGGACAAGAAGAGAUUACAAAUAAGGUUAAUCUCAGUUUGGCCACAGCAAAAGAGAAUGUCUUCUUCAAAGACCAUCCUCAAUUCAGCAAACUCUAUGAAGAAGGUUUUGCUACUAUUCCUAAGUUGGCUGAGAGACUAACAAUUGAGUUGGUUCAUCACAUUCAGAAAUCCUUGCCUAAUUUAAAAAAGCAAAUUGAGGCAAAGCUCAAUGAAACACAGAUGGAACUGGACAAAUAUGGCAACAGACUACCUUCAGACCCUGCAGACAGACUGAACUUUCUUAGUGGUAAAGUUAUAGCUUUCACAACUGAUACUGUCAAGCUGAGCAAAGGGGAAUCAGUUACAUGUGGAUCAGAUCUACUGAUUUUUCCAAAACUUCGUGAAGAAUUUGCAAAAUGGAAUGGCUUCUUGGAUGACUCAGGAAAAUCAUACAUAAAUAUGAUAACCAACUUUGAAGCCUAUCGAGGAAGGGAGCUUCCAGGAUUCAUCAAUUACAGUACCUUUGAAGAACUUGUUGGCGAACAGAUCAAGCUGUUGGAAAAACCUGCCAUAGAGACACUGAAGGCCAUCUCCGAUGUGGUUAGAGAGAAGUUCAUCCAACUGGCCCAGUACAGCUUCAAAGGAUUUCCUAAUCUUCUGCAAAUAGUAAAGACUAAGAUCGAAAACAUCAAGCAGGAGAAAGAAUCCCAGGCAGAAUCCAUGCUGAGGACCCAAUUCAAGAUGGAGCUCACUGUUUACAGUCAAGACGGCACAUACAGCCAGAGCCUGCAACAUGCAAAGAAUAUGGUGAAAAAGGAUGAAAAAACUAAAGAAAGUGUUAACUGGAUGAGUGCAGGCAUUAACACAGACACUGAUGUCUCCUUGCGUGAGAUGAGGUUGCACCUUGAGUCCUACUACUCGAUUGCAAGCAAGCGUCUAGCUGACCAGAUCCCAAUGGUGAUUCGCUAUCUGCUGCUCCAGGAAGCAGCUUUGGAGCUGCAAAGGAACAUGUUGCAGUUGCUGCAAGAUAAAGAUGGUGUUGACUUCCUGCUUAAAGAAGACUUUGACAUUGGCCAAAAGCGGGAGAGCUUACUGAGUCGCCAGAAACGCCUGAAUGAAGCACGCAGCCUCUUGAAUAACUAUUAGAAUUCACUUCAUAUAGUUGAUUGCAACAGUUUUAAUGCAACAAAAUCAUAUGCUCAAGAGGUUAUAGCUUGAAAUAUUCAGCAUGGGGAACAACCCUGUAAACUUAUGCUGAGCUCUUUGUAGCAACCUGUGUGGCUUCAAGAGAGCAACCACACAUUUUUUUUUUCUUUUAAAUUCAUUCAUUUAUAAUCAUUUAUGAUUUUAUUAUUCUAUUUAAUCAUUUAAAACAUAUAUUUGCUCAUUACAUUGAUUCAUUCAUUAAUCAGUUUAUAUUAUAUUUUAUACUAUUUUCCAUACUGUUUAGUCUUAUGUUGUGUGCUGUGCUGUCUUUGCGGGUUAGAGAUGAGAGUCUUUUAACAUCACAGGAUGAUGUUGUGAAGCAGUGAUUUUCCAUUGCUAUUGCUUUUGGUAUAAUAACACUUGUUGGAUUUGUGCUGGUCAGAUGCAGUUUUACUGAGCAUUGAAACAGACACAACUAUGAUUAUUAAAUAAACUUUUCUCAUUUUACCAUCA